AUGGGAGGUUUUGAGGGUCAUCUGUACCCGGGACUGUCUCUCUUCCUCUACGGACUUUAUCACGCACGACUUGUCUCCAGGGCCUUGAUAUGCAACCACCCUGUCCAGUAUCUGCCACGCCGCCCCUGGAGCAAGGGAAGGUGGGCAAGGCUGCAGCAAAUCCACUACGUUGGGUUGGUGAAGAUAUUGAGUGCCUGUAUUUUAGUGGCCCAAGAGCUGCACAGCAUCCACGGACAGCUUGUACUCAUCAGCAAGGUUUUUCAUCAGAGAGACUUUUUCUACCGCAAACAGUGGCAGCAUCUCACCCUCUAUAUGACCUUCUUCCUGAGUGGGUGUGUGGACGUGGUGAGUCAGAACCUGCUGCCCUGGAGGUGCGCUGCAGUGGAGCAAAGUGCCCAAGCCCUGGGCCUGUUUCUGUUCCUCCCCCUGCUGGUGUCGCACAUGCAGGACACAGAGGGAGUGGAGCUGCUGGCGCACAUCCUGCUCACCCAGGCCAUGUUCCUGCUGACGGUGGUGGUAAUCGCAGAGCUGUGGGCUCCCAACAUGCUUCAGCUCUGGGCGAUGAAGGCCUUUCUAUAUAUGCUAAUUGGUUCUUGGCUGAUGCAGAUCGGUUUUAUGCUCUUCAGACCUAUCUCUGGCUACAAAUGGAUGGAUGAUGACCAGCACGACAUCAUGUUUGUCACCACCUUCUUCUGCUGGCAUGUGGCUUUCGUUGCCCUUUUGAUGACCUGGAUCUACGGCUUCUCCUUUUGGUGGGUUCGUUACAUUCGUUGA
Molecule: messenger RNA, 774 nt
Organism: Talpa occidentalis (Iberian mole)
Lineage: Eukaryota; Metazoa; Chordata; Mammalia; Eulipotyphla; Talpidae
Product: transmembrane epididymal protein 1-like
Exons: 1
Coding region: 1-774 (257 amino acids)
Source: RefSeq, a predicted model, not a curated record